Messenger RNA from Fulvia fulva, 999 nucleotides. RefSeq lists its product as uncharacterized. Bases 1 to 999 code for a protein of 332 amino acids. The transcript is spliced from 3 exons. NCBI's taxonomy places the organism in Eukaryota, Fungi, Ascomycota, Dothideomycetes, Mycosphaerellales, Mycosphaerellaceae. The record is from RefSeq and is a predicted model, not a curated record.
AUGUUUCACUUGGCGCGAAGGCAGAUAGCUACAGCUACUCGGAGCUGGCCGCGGGGUCUGUCGGGGUUGUUCCUCCAUCGAUAUUUUGCUGGGAAGUCUAUCAAUAACAUCGCCGCGUGCAACGAUUGUCCGCAGUCUGAAGGGUUAUUCAGAUCAAAGCUUGUCCAUACCAAAUCAUACCACACCACAAUGCCUCAAGCCGGACUCAGCGGCUCGCAGACCGUGCAGCAGUCGAAGCAACACGAGGCUGUACGCAACUUUGUUUCUGGCGCGACCGGCCUGGAGGCUGCACUCGAAAAGUUCUGUGGGCCUGCUGAGAGCGAGUGGAAGUCGUCAAAAGAUGCUGAAGAGGUGGAAGAGCAUUUGAAAAUAAGCUGGCAGUCCAUUGUCGCUGCAGCUGCCACCACAUCGUUUACAGAGGCCUCACAGCAAAAGCUCGUGGAUUUCGUGAUGACCCUACAAGAGAGGUCUGACGUGGAAAAGGAUGGCCAAGCUUGUCAAGUGCAGGGUAUGACAAUGUGGAAAGACCUUCCGACGUUCGGCUGGCAGAUACGUGAUGCUUGGAACUUUGAUCCAGACGAGAGUAGUGAUCAGUCCAGCAAGGACCAAUGGAUCAACCUGAAUGCAUUUGCAGCCUCGUUGGUAGCAUCUGCACACUCGCAGACCGACGACACGCCCGAUCUUACGCUAUUCGGCCUCUGGACGAUUCGAUCGGCUCUGGAAGAGCCCAAGGCGACAGACGUAGCAGUUGCUGCAGCCUCUGCUUGGUUUGUCUUCGCUGCGCCGACCAUAGCAGACCUCUGUGGCGAAGAGAGGGAGUACGAGGGCAAAGUCGCAAAGCCAGGAUCCGAGCACAGCGGCCAGAACUGGACAGGAUAUUCGACAGGUAGGUGGCAGGCAUGGCAGCAAAGGCUGGAGAAUCUGAAGAGCACGGUGUCAGAUGGCACAGCUAAGCAGCUGGUUGAGCAGGCUGUAGAGGCUGUUGGCGAGGUGCAGUAG